Messenger RNA from Mesitornis unicolor (brown roatelo), 1698 nucleotides. RefSeq names its product keratin, type II cytoskeletal 4-like. Gene Ontology annotation, cellular component: keratin filament. The coding region runs from base 1 to 1698 and encodes 565 amino acids. NCBI's taxonomy places the organism in Eukaryota, Metazoa, Chordata, Aves, Mesitornithiformes, Mesitornithidae. Gene Ontology annotation, molecular function: structural constituent of skin epidermis. The transcript has 9 exons. Gene Ontology annotation, biological process: intermediate filament organization; keratinization. The record is from RefSeq and is a predicted model, not a curated record.
AUGUCUCGCCAGUCCUGUGGUUUCAGCAAGGGGUUCAGCUCCAGCUCCGCUUGCUUCGGAGGGAAGAACAGGGUCAUGUUCAGCUCCGUGUCCCGGGGAGGAUGCAGGGGAUCCGGCAACGCUGGUGGCUUCAGCAGCCGCAGCCUCUACUGCUUGGGAGGGAGUAAAAGCACCUCCCUGGGAGGAUUUGGUGGAGCCGGCGCUGUCUGCAGAGGUUUUGGUGCUGGUGGCCAAGGAGGCUUUGGAUUUGGUGGCGGCUAUGGCUGUGGUGUUGGCGGUGGCUUUGGUGGAGGCCUCGGUGGUGGCUUUGGUGGCUUUGGUGGAGGAUUUGACAUGGGAAUGGGAGGCCAAGGCUUCCCCCCUUGCCCGCCAGGCGGCAUCAGGGAAGUGACCAUCAACCAGAGCCUCCUGGCCCCGCUCAACCUCGAGAUCGACCCCGAGAUCCAGAAGGUGCGGACGCAAGAGCGGGAGGAGAUGAAGCAGCUCAACAACAAAUUCGCCUCCUUCAUCGACAAGGUCCGGUUCCUGGAGCAGCAGAACCGCGUCCUGGAGACCAAGUGGAAACUCCUGCAGGAGCAGGGGGGCGUUGGGCCAGGGGGCAGGAGCCUGGACCCCCUUUUUGAGACCUACAUCGGGGGGCUGAGGAAGCAGCUGGACUGCAUCUCCAGCGAGAAGCUGCAGCUGGACUCAGAGCUGAAGAGCUGCCAGGACAUGGUGGAGGACUUCAAGAACAAGUACGAAGAGGAAAUAAACAAGAGGACCACAGCGGAGAACGAUUUUGUGCUCCUAAAGAAGGAUGUGGAUGGAGUCUACAUGAACAAGGUGGACCUCCAGGCUAAAGUCGAUUCUCUGGUGGAUGAGAUCAACUUCUUCCGGUAUCUGUACGAGACAGAGCUGGCUCAGAUGCAGAAGACAGUAUCCGACACCUCGGUGGUCCUCUCCAUGGACAACAACCGAAAGCUGGACCUGGACAGCAUCAUCGCGGAGGUCAAAGCCCAAUAUGAGGAGAUCGCCAACAGGAGCCGACAGGAGGCUGAGUCCUGGUACCAGAGCAAGUAUGAAGAGCUGCAGGUUACUGCAGGCAAACAUGGGGACAGCCUUAGGGACACAAAGACCGAGAUCUCUGAGCUCAACCGCACCAUCCAGAGGAUACGGGCUGAGAUCGAGAGCAUGAAGAAACAGUGCGAGACGCUGCAGAACUCCAUCAAGGAUGCGGAGGAGCGCGGGGAGGUGGCGCUGAAGGAUGCCAGGACCAAACUGAACGAGCUGGAGACCGCCCUGCAGAAGGCGAAGCAGGACAUGGCCCGGCAGCUCCGCGAGUACCAGGAGCUGAUGAAUGUCAAACUGGCGCUGGACGUUGAGAUCGCGACCUACAGGAAGCUGCUGGAGGGAGAGGAGUGCAGGAUGUCUGGAGAGUGCCAGAGCACUGUCAGCAUCUCCGUGGUGGGAGGAGGCAGCAACGUCGUGGGAGGUGGAUACGGCGGCGGCCUUUGCCUUGGAGGAGGAGGAGGAAUGGGAUUUGGUGCUGGCAAGGGCAGCUGCAACCCCGCUGGCUUCUGCUACAGCCUGGGAGGGGGCGGAUUUGGCGGCAUCGGAGGCGGAUUCAGCUCUGUCGGUGGGGGCACCAGCUCAGUGGUGGUUGGGUCUGGCUCCAUCCUGAAGAAGAACAGCAGCUCCGUUGCCACCCUGAGGGCUUAG